AAAUCUCCAUCUACAGAAUCGUUGGUGGUAGUUCAGCUAACUCUAUAAGCAACUACUACUACUACUGUCGCUAAUAAUAAUAAUGCAGCUGCGUUUCUCGCCUCAUCGACUGAGAGACUGUAAUAGUAAUUGGUAAUUACGGUCAGCGGCAUCUAUCUACUUUCAUUAUCAUUAUCGUACUAAACAGACCAAUAACACUCCCACACAGCGAUUCAAUAUCUCCCACUUUAUUUCGUUAACAGUAGUAAAAGCAGCGGCAAAAACAUCGAUAGUUAUAACAGCUACUGCAACUUUCUCGUUUUAUAGUAAAAGAAAAAAAGAACUACUACAAAAGUGCUUUUCAUUAUUUUCAGUAUGUUGCUGGCGACGACGACGAAGACAUUUAGAACAAUGAUGAUGUUUGGAAUGGACGUGACGAUAACGGAAGAGAAAAUGAUGAUGGUGAGCUGACGAUUAUGACGACAACUAUGAUGGUGGUGGUGGUGGUGAUGAUGAUUAUGAUGAUGAUGGUAACGCCACUAAGUAUGACAGAGACGAUGUAAAGCAAAGAGACACAUUUACACCUGUCGCGAUGGUUUGGGCUACAACCGAUGAAACUCAUUAGAUGAUUAAGAAAGAAUUUUUUUUUUUCCAUUUCAAAAACCAUACAUCAACACAAACGAGAACUUCGCUUGACUGUAGAAUUUAUCAAACCAAAUCAACUUACAACCAAAAUUGUAACUGGACAUACUUGAGAGAGAGAAAAAAAAAAAAAAAAAUAGCAAAAAAGAAAAAAAAACAAAACAGAACAAAAAAAAACAAAAACAAAAAUAGACGGAAAGUGGGAAAGACAGAACAGGAGACACAAGUGAAAGAAGAAGAGCGGUAACCGAAGAAACGGAUAAGGAACUAAAAACAAAUAAUUUUCAGAUAUUUAUUCAAAACUGUCCGAAAAACCUCGACCGCCUGAAAAAUGGAUCUUGUGAGGACUUUAACAAUGCAGUUCUUUCCGAAAAGAAUCUUCAUACAAUUUGGGACCAUCUUUGCUCUGUUGGUAUUUAACAGUCUUACAAAAGUUGAUGGACAAACACAACAAACAAGCUCACACCAUGAUUACUGUAUCAUCGGAGCUGGACCGUCAGGACUUCAAAUGGGAUAUUUCCUAGAAAAAUCUGGGAGGGAUUACAUAAUUUUUGAAAGAACAAAUACCUCAGGAAAUUUCUUCACAAAAUACCCCCGUCAUCGUACAUUAAUCAGUAUAAAUAAAAGAAAUACCGGAAGGACGAACAAAGAAUUCAAUAUGAGACAUGACUGGAAUUCACUACUUUCUGACAAGGAGCAUUUAAAACUGCGCUAUUACAGUAAAGAAAUGUUUCCUCAUGCUGAUGUACUUGUUAAAUAUCUUUCAGAUUUCCAACGUAUGAACAAUUUAAAUGUCCAAUUUAAUGCAGAAAUGUCUAAUAUCCAAACUGUGAGAAAUGAUUCAGUUAAAGAGAAACAUACGUUCACUAUGUCUGACCAAUACAACAACAAAUAUGCUUGCAGAUGGUUGAUUGUUGCAACUGGCUUGUGGAAACCUAACAUCCCCAAAUUCGAUGGAAUUGAACUCACACAAGGAUAUGAAUCUAUUUCAAUUAAUGCAGACGAUUUUGAAGGAAAAUCAGUUCUUAUACUUGGUCGUGGUAACUCAGCUUUUGAAACUGCUAAUGCAAUUUAUGGUGCAACUAAUGUAGUACAUAUGAUUGCCAGGAGCAGGGUUAGACUAGCAUGGGCCACUCAUUAUGUUGGAGAUCUUCGUGCUGUGAACAAUGGAGUGCUUGAUACAUAUCAGCUCAAGUCCUUGGAUGGCAUUGCAGAAGCUUUCCUUUCUGACGAAACUAAGCUGAUGUCAAAGAAUGGAAAAUACCAGUUGGUUACAGACGACGAAUUUUUUGAUAAUUUUGCGUUUCGGGAAUCCUAUGAUGUUAUUAUAAGAUGUUUAGGAUUCACUUUUGAUGAUGAACUAUUUUACAAUACCACUCAACCGAGGCGUGGCACAGGUAAACUCAGGAAAUUUCCAGAAAUUUCACCUGUUUAUGAGUCCACGAAUAUUCCUGGAAUGUAUUUUACCGGUACAAUAACUCAUUCUUUGGAUUUCCGCAUGAGUGCUGGCGGGUUCAUUCAUGGUUUCCGUUACACUGCCCGUACUCUCCACCGUUAUUUGGAAUGGCACAAUCAUGGAAAAGAAUGGCCAUCUGUGAAAAUGCCGGUUAACGAUGUGCUUUAUUACACAAUCAAAAGAAUUAAUGAAGCUGCAGGAAUCUACCAAAUGUUCCAAGUCCUCAUUGAUGUCAUUAUUUUGAACGAGGAUCACACUGAAGUAACGUAUGUACAAGAAGUUCCUUUGAAGAUGCUUCAUAAAUUGCCUGAAGUAACUGGUAUUCCAUGCAAGGAAAUCGUAGCAAUUGUUUUCCAAUAUGGAGCCAACUUUUCAGGUCCUGGGAAUGAUGUAUUCCGAGAAGAUCGAGCUAACGUUACCCCAGAGAAAGCUGACAAAUCAAAUUUUCUUCAUCCUGUAUUAUAUCAUUACAAAAAGCUACCGAGUGAAAAACAGAUGUUAAAUUUACGGUCAAAGGAGCUGCUUCCCACACCUGAUGAUAUUCAUCAUAUGGUUGAAGACUUUCUCACUGUUUGGGACACACCAAACAGCCACAUUUUCCCACUUCGACGCUUUCUUGAGAACGUAUUCGACAAAGAUCUUCGCCACUUCUUCUCUUCUACAUGUGCCAAGUUUCUACUGACUCUCACUUCGCUGCCAUUGUUCUGUGAACAAUAUUACAUGAAAGGUCAAGGUCUUACCGGAAGUGACCUCUUGUUGGAGAUGAUUGAACAACAACUCGCUGCUUAAAAUUUUGAUGACCAGCAAAGAGUUGAAAAAUAACAAAGGCAAAAUUCUUCCAUUUGGCUUCUUUACAUUCUUUCUAUUUUUUCCCAGAGAGUUUUAUUUUUAUGUAAUAUUCUUGGUUAUUAUUAUCAUUAUUUUUAUCCCAUUAUAACUGAGCGUUUCUUGCCAGAAACUGGUACUUCAAAUUCGAUAUUUGUUCUACUGCAUUAAUAAACUCAAUAAAAAUAAUGAAAUUUAUCAUUGUUGGAAAUAUAUUUUUAAACAGUUUUGCAAAAAUCUGUAUAUUACAGAAGUUAUUUUUUUAAUAGUUAUUUUAUCCACUACUGCAUAUGAUGUGAAUCUAUUGCAGAAAGUGUCCAUGAUAAAAUUUAUGCUCAUUACUGAAAAAUAUCAAUAAUAGUAAUUAUACAGUAACACUACUGUUUACUAUGGGGAACUAUACUUCUGAAUGAAUUGGUGAACUAGGUCAGCAAGAGUUUAGUAUCUUGGACUUGACAUUAAAAUGGUUACUGUAUAUGAAGGCAUAUGAGAUGGAUUGUUCCCCCACCACAGAAAAAAAAAAAAAAAGUCCCCUUGAGUCUUAUAGGCAAAGGUGAGCCUCUCAUAAACUUUAAUGCACUAAAACAUUUUUUUCCUGGAUAUGCACUACUGGAGUUGGGGUGCAUCUAAUAUAUCUGUGCAUCUUUUAUGCCAUCAAAUACAGUAGAUCUUUUGAGUAAAGUAUGAGAUUUAAAUUCAACUUCUUUUUCCAUAAUCUUAUGGACUUGAUAUUUAUAAAAUUACAAAUAUUUAUGAUAUUUGUUGGAAUGUUUACAUUUUUGUUCGAGUAGCUAAUUAUGUUAAGAACUUUAUAAAUGUUUGUAAAUGUUUUAAAAACAUAAUCUGCUACCUCAUUACAUAUACAACACCUUGUAAACAGGAGCUUUGUCAGACUAUAUGAAUAUACUGAUGAAAUAAAGACUGGAGUUUUCAAAAAAAUGUCAGAAACAAAAAAAAAAAA
Molecule: messenger RNA, 3863 nt
Organism: Octopus sinensis (East Asian common octopus)
Lineage: Eukaryota; Metazoa; Mollusca; Cephalopoda; Octopoda; Octopodidae
Product: FAD-dependent oxidoreductase domain-containing protein 2
Exons: 10
Coding region: 953-2866 (637 amino acids)
Molecular function (GO): monooxygenase activity; flavin adenine dinucleotide binding
Source: RefSeq, a predicted model, not a curated record